GCCUCCUCCCUCCAGGAGGCGGGGACAAGGUGGGGGAAGGGCUGCAGGAGGAGGAGCUGGCGCGUCGCGACCCGCCCCACUCCCGUCCAGUCUGGCCUGGGCGCCGAGGGAACCGCUGUCCUAGCCACCGCCACCCGAGCAGCCUGUCCUGGUGCCCCGUGCCCUGCCCCGCGUCCGGUCAUGACCUUGCGCCCCUCACUACUCCCGCUCCGGCGGCUGCUGCUGCUGCUGCUCAGCGGGGCGGUGUGCCAGGCUGAGGCUGGGUUCGAAACCGAAAGUCCCGUCCAGACCCUCCAAGUGGAGACCCUGGUGGAGCCCCCCGAACCGUGCGCGGAGCCCGCUGCCUUUGGAGACACGCUUCACAUACACUACACGGGCAGCUUGGUAGAUGGACGCAUUAUUGACACUUCCCUGACCAGAGACCCUCUGGUUAUAGAACUUGGCCAAAAGCAGGUGAUCCCAGGUCUGGAGCAGAGCCUUCUAGACAUGUGUGUGGGAGAGAAGCGAAGGGCAAUCAUUCCUUCUCACUUGGCCUAUGGAAAACGGGGAUUUCCACCGUCUAUCCCAGCGGAUGCAGUCCUGCAGUUUGACGUGGAGCUGAUUGCACUGAUCCGAGCCAACUACUGGCAAAAGCUGGUGAAGGGCAUUUUGCCUCUGGUAGGCAUGGCCAUGGUGCCAGCCCUCCUGGGCCUCAUUGGGUAUCACCUAUACAAAAAGGCCAACAGACCUAAAGUCUCCAAAAAGAAGCUCAAGGAAGAGAAACGAAACAAGAGCAAAAAGAAAUAAAUAAUAAUAAUUUUUAAAAA
Ceratotherium simum simum (southern white rhinoceros) is the source of this 806-nucleotide messenger RNA. RefSeq names its product FKBP prolyl isomerase 11 (gene FKBP11). Gene Ontology annotation, biological process: protein peptidyl-prolyl isomerization. Gene Ontology annotation, molecular function: peptidyl-prolyl cis-trans isomerase activity. Gene Ontology annotation, cellular component: endoplasmic reticulum. Lineage: Eukaryota; Metazoa; Chordata; Mammalia; Perissodactyla; Rhinocerotidae. The record is from RefSeq and is a predicted model, not a curated record.